Molecule: messenger RNA, 2031 nt
Organism: Dentiscutata erythropus
Lineage: Eukaryota; Fungi; Glomeromycota; Glomeromycetes; Diversisporales; Gigasporaceae
Source: the annotation of a GenBank genome assembly
AUGACACUUCAAACUUACGAUGUCGCCGUUGCUGCUUUCAGUAUCGUUUUGGAUGUAUUCUUCCGAGAAAUAAAGCCUCGCGGAUCUCAUAAGGUCCCAAGAGAUGGACCCGUAAUAUUUGUUGCAGCUCCCCACGCAAAUCAGUUUGUCGAUCCCUUAAUUCUAAUGAGGCAUUGCAAACGACGUGUUUCAUUCUUAAUUGCUAAAAAGUCUAUGCAGCGCAAGGGCAUUGGCACGAUUGCACGUUAUCUUGAUGCAAUUCCCGUUGUUCGACCUCAAGAUUUGGCUGUGCCUGGUAUAGGACGAAUUCAGUUACUUAAUCGUAAAACAGAACCAACACGUAUAACUGGUAUUGGAACAGAGUUUACUAAACAGUUCCAAGUUGGCUGGCAGAUUGGUCUUCCCAAAGAUCGAGGUUCUUCAGAGAUAAUUCAAAUAAAAUCAGAUACAGAAUUGAUAGUCAAACGAGAAUUCAAAGACUUGAAGUCUCUGGAGAUGCUCACUCACCCAGAAGGUACACCUUUUAAAUGCAUACCUCAGGUUGACCAAACGUCCGUGUACAGUAUUGUCUCCGAAAGAUUGAAUGCUGGACAUUGUGUCGGUAUUUUUCCUGAAGGUGGAAGCCACGAUCGAUCAGAAAUAUUACCACUUAAAGCUGGGGUUACUAUAAUGGCUCUUGGUGCAGUUGCUGCCAAUCCAAAUUUAAACCUUAAAAUUGUGCCUUGUGGGUUGAAUUAUUUCCAUGCUCAUUCCUUCCGAUCUCGUGCUGUUGUUGAGUUUGGUGCACCUAUUUCCAUUAAUCCUGACUUAGUGGAAAAAUAUAAACAAGGCGGCUCAUCAAAACGGGAGGCUUGCUCAAAAUUACUGGAGACCAUUUAUAACGGAUUGAGAGCUGUUACCGUGAAUACGCCAGAUUAUGAUACAUUGAUGUUUAUUCAAGCUGGACGUCGUCUAUAUAGGCCAGCUCACCGCAAGCUACAAAUUUCUCAAAUUGUAGAAUUGAAUCGGAGGUUCAUCGCUGGCUAUGAACAUUUUAAAGAUGAGCCAAGGGUACAAGAUAUACGUAAAAGAAUAGCGACUUAUAACCAAUUAUUAAAAUAUUAUGGACUAAAGGAUCACCAGGUAAAUACAUCAGCCAUUGGAGGUCCUAGAGCUGCUGGAUUGUUGCUAUAUAGAAUAAUGUUGCUGACUACUUGGAGUAUUUUGGGCUUACCAGGAGUUAGUAAAAAAAAGGCUGAAGAAGCGGUUCGCAUUUCAUCCGUUAAAAUAGAAGGUCGUGACGUUCUUGCUACGUGGAAACUUCUUGUUGCACUUGUUGUAACACCUCUUCUUUAUAGCUUUUAUACAUUUAUCGUUGUUCUUGUGUCAUUUAGAAAAAAAUGGAUAUUAAAGUGGAAAGUAUUUGCCCCUAUAGCAACAUUUUGUACAUUGGUAACAGGUAGUUAUGUAACUAUCCGAUUUGUAGAGAGUGGACUUGAUGUGUACAAAUCAAUCCGUCCACUAUUUUUAUCAUUACUUCCGUGGACAAGACCAUCUAUUGAGAAUUUGCGUGCAUUUCGAGAACAAUUGUCUGACAAUCUUACUGAUUUAAUUAACGAAUUAGCACCGAAAAUUUACCCGGAUUUCAAUGUUGAUCGAAUAAUCGAGGCAGCUGAUCGUUCAUCAAUAACUCCGACCAAAAGUUUAUUCCAAUCUCCAAUUGAUUGGAUUGAUGAUAAAGUAUUCAACUGGGAUCGUCUUUCAGGGGAUACAUCUGAAGUGGACGAUGUGCUUUUCUUUUUUGAAAAGAAUAAUGGUAGCGCAUCAGGGCGUAGUAGAACAAGUAGUUGGGGAAGUGGAUCGAGCUCUAGACUAGGUAGUAGGGCGAAUUCAUUUGUUGGAACUUCAGGUGAAGGAUUUCGAGUUGAAGCAAUGACGAGAUUACCAAAAGAUCAACCGUUUUCUGCCGUCACCAGGAGAAUAAUGACAUCAAUGUCAAACAAAGAAAAUGAGGAUGAUUCAGGAUAUCAAGGGGAUAUGGAUGACAGAUGA